AUGGGGAAGUUAAAGCUCGAGGAAUUGCCCUAUUAUAAUCCGGCGACCGAAAGAAAAGUUGCGUUAGUCACCGGUGGUAACAGCGGUAUUGGCUGGUAUACUGUUUUACAUCUCUAUAUGCACGGUUUUAUCGUAUAUGUUGGCGGUCGAAACAGUUCCAAAGUUCACAAGGCCAUAAAUGAGAUCAAGGAAGAGGCGGAAAGGAGACAGGACCAUUCUGUCACUGACACAGAAAAUGAACCAGAACGAAGUUUCGGGGAGAUGCGUUACUUGGCUAUCGAUUUGACAGACUUGAAGUCUGUAGAUAAAGCAGCCCAGAAAUUCAUGUCGUGCGAAAAUUCUCUCGAUGUGCUCAUAAACAAUGCGGGAGUCAUGGCUUUGCCCUAUGAGCUUACUAUCGACGGGUUAGAGGUGCAGAUGCAGACGAAUUAUGUUUCGCAUUUCCUUCUUACUAUGAGACUUUUACCGUACGUUAAGAAGUGCUAUGGGAGGGUAAUCACGCUGUCUUCGAUUGGGCAUAAUCUCCAAUUUAGGCAUUUCAGUCUGGAUCAACAUUUUGAUUACAGGCCAAACAUUCUGUUUACAUGGAUGCGAUAUGCGAUGGCUAAAACCGCUUCCAUCCAAUUCACUAAAAUGCUUGCAAUUAAGCACCCAGAUGUCAUGUGCAUCUCUGUACACCCAGGCUUGGUCAUGAACACAAACUUGUUCAGUUACUGGACUCGCCUCCCCAUUGUUGGCAUCAUUUUCUGGAUAUUAUUUCAAAUAAUCGGCUUCUUCUUUGGUGUCUCCAACGAAGAAGGUUCCCUGAGCACAUUGAAAAGUGCCCUUUCUACAAACCUAACCUUGGAGAAAGAUAACGGAAAAUACUUCACUACAGGGGGGGUAGAAUCAAAACCUAGCUCCGUGGCCAAGAACCUGGAUCAUGCCGCUUCCACAUGGAUAUGGACCGUUCAUAAACUACGUGAUAGAGGUUUCAACGUUUAA
Eremothecium cymbalariae DBVPG#7215 is the source of this 984-nucleotide messenger RNA. RefSeq names its product Env9p (gene ENV9). The record is from RefSeq and is a predicted model, not a curated record. The transcript has a single exon. Bases 1 to 984 code for a protein of 327 amino acids. NCBI's taxonomy places the organism in Eukaryota, Fungi, Ascomycota, Saccharomycetes, Saccharomycetales, Saccharomycetaceae.